CACUCUGCAAGCACUGAGGUUAGCCUAUAACUGCAUUGAGCGACUUUCGAGUACAUCAAUACAGCCUUGAACAACCUAAUCACACCUUGAGCACAACCCACCUUCCCGUCAAGAUGGUAGCACUAUCCAACAUCGACCUCCACUCCCUCUUCGGCACAUACACGCGCCAAAAAUCCUGCUCCGACGACCUCAACAAAGUCCUCGCCCUUCAUGGCGUCAACAUGCUCGCCUGCAAAGCCGCAACAGCAGCCUCUGUUCACCUGACAAUCCCGCAACCGUCGUCCAACGAGAUCAAAAUGGCCCAACCCAUCACUGCGGGCAAGUUUUCAGGCACAAAUGAAGACUACACACUGGACUGGGAGUGGGGCAGCAACGAAGACAGCUUCUUCGGCACCGUGGAGGGAAGGAGUCGGUGGGUGGGUGUUGAUGAGGGACGAAAGUGAAACUGGA
Macroventuria anomochaeta is the source of this 450-nucleotide messenger RNA. RefSeq lists its product as uncharacterized. Bases 114 to 443 code for a protein of 109 amino acids. NCBI's taxonomy places the organism in Eukaryota, Fungi, Ascomycota, Dothideomycetes, Pleosporales, Didymellaceae. The transcript has a single exon. The record is from RefSeq and is a predicted model, not a curated record.